This is a messenger RNA of Salvia splendens (bonfire salvia), 1781 nucleotides long. RefSeq lists its product as uncharacterized. The record is from RefSeq and is a predicted model, not a curated record. Lineage: Eukaryota; Viridiplantae; Streptophyta; Magnoliopsida; Lamiales; Lamiaceae. The transcript has 4 exons. Bases 220 to 1626 code for a protein of 468 amino acids.
AAAGGGAGAGAAGGUUCUCUCACCUCUGGCCGUCUGCUCGCGAUAAUAUAAACAAAAUCACACUCACACACAAACAAACACAAAUUGCAGCUUCCCUUUCUCCCUAUUUCUUCUCACCCCAGAGUUAAGAGCAGCUUUUUUGAAGCUUUAAUUUAUCUCACCGCUCCCGUCCUUUUCACCCUCAUCUUUUCUUCAAUUCCGCUAUUUAAUUUUAUAUAUAUGGGCAGAGAGUGGGUGUCUUGGAUCGGCGGCGGCGGAAAUAGUAUGUCCUCCGCCAAGAGAGAGAAAAUGGCAUCAGGUGGCUGCAUGUGUGCUGUUUUGCAUCUAUUUCAUGCCCACCGCCGGAACCACUCCAACACAUAUCCUUUCAUUCAAGAACAACAACCCACUACAACUACAGGAUUAGAUGCGCCGAGAAACAGCUUGGAGGAGUUGAAGCAAGAAGAAGAUUUAAAAUUCCCAGUGGGCAUUAAAAUAAAAAGCACGGAAUAUGAUAUUGCGUCAGAAUGUGACUCUCCGGGAUCGAACACACCAAGCGUAGUAGCAAGGCUAAUGGGCCUUGAUUUAUUCCCACAACCACAAUGCACCUCUCCUUCAAUCACCACCAAAUCACCUCUCCUCCUCCAAAUCGACGUCGCCCGCUCCUUGCCGGAGACGCCGCGGACAUCCUCCUCGUCCCGGAAGUCCGACGUCGAGCGCCACCGACUCUCCCUCGAAAUGAACAAAGAGAAUGUAUUUUCUCCCUCCGACGGCGGCGGUAGACUUGAUCAAGACGACAGGAGGAUUAGAUCGGUGGGGCCUCUCGACAUCACCAACACCUACCACACAAAAUCGAAGAUUGUUUCGAAAGAUGGAAAAGGAGAGGUCAAGCAAUCAAUUACUAAUUCAGAAAAAGUUGUGAAUAAAUUUCCAAUAGUAAAAGAGCGGCAGCAGAGUAACAAAGCUAGUGGAAAAUGCAAGAAACUGCCGAGAGAGGAUGGAUUUGUUGGUUCAAAGGAGAAAAAGAAAUCUAAUUUGGCAGUACAAAAGAAUUGCAAGAGAACUCUUGUACAAAUCAGGAAUGGAGCUGCAAAAUUACCUCACAAACAGUCGCAGGUAUCAAAUGCUAUUUUUUCAUGGAAAAGCAGCACACAGUUAUCUACUAAGCCGUGCAUCCAGACACCCACAACCGUCUCACCGGCCGCUGCUCCCCGCUGCGGCGCCUGGUCGGAGCAAAAGAACUUUAUGCUGCAAAUACUUCUCAAGCUCAAGGCCGGCGCCGGUUUAAGCCGCUGGUGGGAGAGAAAGCUGAUUUUUGAGCUGGUUGAUGAACUCUUAGCUGAGAAUUUAACUCGCCAAUUGAGGUUGAGCCGGAGAAUUAAUCCUGUCCGCGAUGACGGCGGUUGUCGGUUGGUGGAGGAAUUAUGCAAGAAAAUAGGAGGUUUUCCGGCGGCUAAGUGUGUGGUCCUUGAAGAUAUUGAUUCGUUAAUCGAUAAAGAUUGGUGUAAGGAGAAUUGGGAUGGGUUUCAGGGUGAAGAAGAGGAUAUGGUGGGCAAAAUUGAAUGUGAAAUAAUGGAGUGGUUGGUGGAUGAAGUGGUGGCCGUGAUGGGUGGCGAUGCGGCGGAGGAACUGCUAUUUGUCGCGUGAGGCUUCACUAACUGGGCUACCUUCUCCUUUUGAAUUAAACCAGAUUCUCUUCUAAUUGUAUCGCUGUAAAUGAAUAUUUUAAAGAAAAUAAUUAGGUGUAUUAAUUGAUGAGAGAAAGUUAAAUUAUUGUUUUAAAAAAAGAAAUGUGUCAUUUU